Molecule: messenger RNA, 2712 nt
Organism: Papilio polytes (common Mormon)
Lineage: Eukaryota; Metazoa; Arthropoda; Insecta; Lepidoptera; Papilionidae
Product: synaptotagmin-10-like
Exons: 11
Coding region: 412-1722 (436 amino acids)
Biological process (GO): cellular response to calcium ion; regulation of dopamine secretion; calcium-ion regulated exocytosis
Cellular component (GO): membrane
Molecular function (GO): phosphatidylserine binding; calcium ion binding; SNARE binding
Source: RefSeq, a predicted model, not a curated record
AGAUAACAUAAGAGGUAAUGAAGACUAUAUUUAAUUAAAGCAUAACAUGGCUGUGACGCCCAUAUAAUAGAGUUUGUACUUGACAUAUUUACAUUAUACUAAUUCCGGUUAACAGAUAAGUCACCGGAAACUGACCACGCCAAACGAAUUUCAUCAGUGAAUAUAAAACGCGAUAAUAGCAAUACACAUAUUUCACAACAAUGAAGUAAUUGUGGUACAUUUACAAAGUAAUAUAAUAAAAAUUGACAUUUCAAUGGUUUCCUUAAUAAACAAUUAAUAUUAAUAGAAAAAGAGAAUGUUUGCAAUUGUGUGUUGAAGUAAGGUGGUGUGUGGGUGCCAAGAGGUUUGGAGAGUGAGUCGAGCGUGCGCGGUACAUCACUAGAUUACGUGGCAGCUGUGCUGCUAGGCGCGAUGGCGGCGGUGCUACUGGCAGCUGUUGGAUAUCAUUGCGCGGCUACUUGGAGAUGGCUGAUGGGAAGAUGUUUCCGCAGGUCGCGGCGUGAGUCGCAGGAUAGUAACUGCGACUCGCAGUCGCGGCAAGCGGCGAUACGUAUCAGCCACUCGUUGCCGGACUUGCAGACAGAACCUCUGAAGCAGGAGUAUGUACAAGAGCACAAGGACGCCGGGAAAAAGGUGCUCCGUCAGACCACGCUGCCCAUCGUCCCCACUCGCCACCAGACCUUCCAGCGUCAGCUCUCCCACCGCCUGGACUUGCCUUCCAUACAGUUCAGCAUCUGCAGCUUGGAGCGCGCCGAUUCGUCUAUUGGAUUGAUAAAGCCGGAGCUGUACAAGAACGAGCUAGUGCGGCAGUCGUCGACUGACAGCGGCGAGCUGGAGUUCUGCGGCAAGCUGCACUUCGCUCUCAAAUAUGAUCAGGAAGUUGAGGCACUUGUGGUGAAGAUAUUCGAGGCACGCGACCUGCCGAUCAAGGAUGUAUUGGGAAGCAGCGAUCCCUACAUCAAGGUUUUCCUGCUCCCCGACCGCAAGAAGAAAUUCCAGACCAAAGUACACCGCAAGAAUCUCAACCCGGUCUUCAAUGAAACUUUCUUGUUCAGCGUACCAUACGAGGAGUUACGGCAGCGUUAUCUCCAGUUCUCGGUGUAUGACUUCGAUCGCUUCAGCCGACACGAUCUGAUCGGCCACGUGGUGCUCAAAGGUCUGCUGGAGUCCGCUGACCUCACGCAAGAGAUUGAGUAUACGAUGAACAUACUUGCCGCACCUCAGGAGAAGAAAGAUUUAGGCGAGUUGAUGCUAUCCCUGUGCUACUUGCCUACUGCGGGACGACUCACCGUUACUGUGAUCAAAGGAAGAAACCUUAAAGCUAUGGAUAUAAACGGGUCAUCAGAUCCGUAUGUGAAAAUUUGCCUGAUAUGUCAAGGCAAACGAAUUAAAAAGAAGAAAACAACUGUUAAAAAGAAUACCCUCAGCCCAGUAUACAAUGAGGCUCUGGUCUUCGACUUGCCGUACGAAAAUGUAUAUGACGUCACACUGCUCGUCAAAGUUAUUGAUUACGAUAGGAUCGGUCCAAACGAGUUAAUCGGUUGCACGGCAAUCGGAUCCUCAUUGAUCGGCAUCGGUCGCGAUCACUGGCUUGAGAUGCUGGACAACUCUCGCAAGCCAGUCGCGCAGUGGUACCCGCUCAAUAAGAGCCUGCCGACGAACAUCGCUCUGCCCUCAAACGACCAACAGAACGCGGGAUUGAGUUGCUUAAAUGUGAGAUGAAGAGAUAAAGAAUAAAUAAGGCGAGAAUAUCACAACUAUGGAAAGACUUCGGAACAAUUGACUUGAUUAUUCAAUUUACCAAACAAGGUAAUCUCGCGAUGCCAAAAAUUGUAACCGUAGGGGAUUCGAUUAGAAUGAUAAACGGUUGUAUGUCCAUUUAUAGUAGGAAAAGGUUACCUUCGGAUAAGUGAUAUUGGAAUGUAGAGAUAGAAUAUAGAACAGAUGUAGAUAUUGUUGAAGUAGAUGAUGAAUUUAUCCUUAGAUUUAUAAUAAUUUAUCCAGAUUAGAUAUUAUAUCCCUGGUGUAUUCUUUUAAAUUAGAUGUUUAAUUGUAGAUGCCAGUUUUACGCCCUCACCUUAGACUUUUGAAGUGUAUUAUUUCCUGCGGAAAUUUACUUUUUAUCCAUAUUUUUACGUGUAUUAUUAUUAACUAUUUACUGUUAUCUGCAUACGCACAUUUCAAAUUCAAGACUUGAACAAUGUUAAUUGAAACUUGGUAAAGUUUAAUGUAGAUUUGUUGUUUAAGAAUUGUAAUAUUUCCAUUAAUGUGUUUAUGGAUUUACGAUAGAAAGGUUUCAUUGUAAACUCGCGAUGUACAGUAAAGUGGUUAAUAUAUCGUAUUGUUGAAACGGCGAAUGUUUAAAACAUUCAUUUAGUGUUGGACAAUAACGUAGUUGGUUUUGCAAGUUUUACUAACAAUUGUUUCUUUUUAUUAAAUGUUGCACAAUAUACUAUGUGUAUAACUGUUUUUAUAAGAGAAAAAGCUUUAAAUCGUGUUAAAAUAAAAUAAUAUACCUAUCUAUGUAUUGUAUUAAAAUGAAAUUUUCUCAAUAGAUGUUAGAAACUGGUAUCAAAACUCUUAGCUAGGUUUUUGAUAUAGUCGGAAUGUAAAACAUGGUCUUUGCUUGAUUACCUAUAUAAAAUAUGAUAUGUCUAUAAUUCUUAAUUGCAAUUAUCAGAAAUAUUAAAGUUCUAAUCAUUAUAAUAACUU